AUGGACCACCACUGCCACGUUCAUGAUCAAUUGCAAAAGGCAGAAAAUGGACGAACAGCAAUAAGAUAUCGCACUUAUUACCAAGAACGUGUGAAGCACAUCACGCCAGGAGAUGGAAAAGUGAAUUUGGUAAAUAUAAUUACUUGGUAUCACAAAAAUGGUCUCGAGCCAGGAAAAAGGUAA
Messenger RNA from Dovyalis caffra, 183 nucleotides. NCBI's taxonomy places the organism in Eukaryota, Viridiplantae, Streptophyta, Magnoliopsida, Malpighiales, Salicaceae. The record is from the annotation of a GenBank genome assembly.